Molecule: messenger RNA, 864 nt
Organism: Trypanosoma theileri
Lineage: Eukaryota; Euglenozoa; Kinetoplastea; Trypanosomatida; Trypanosomatidae
Product: NADH-cytochrome b5 reductase
Exons: 1
Coding region: 1-864 (287 amino acids)
Molecular function (GO): cytochrome-b5 reductase activity, acting on NAD(P)H
Source: RefSeq, a predicted model, not a curated record
AUGAAGACUUUUAUCGCUUCUGCCGCCGCUGGGUUGGUAACUGCCAACUAUUUUCGAACUCAACACUCUGUUGAAGCUCAGAGUAUGAGAAAAACUGCUUUUUCUCAAGAGGAGUUUUUUGUAUACAAGCUACAGGAUGUGAAGAGCGAGACACAUGACACAAAGUUAUUUACUUUUGCCCUUCCUAAUAAUAAUAUGCCAUUGAAUUUUGAAGUUCCAUCUUGCAUUACUCUUCGUUUCGUGGAUGAAAAGGGUAAUGUCGUAAUGCGACCAUACACGCCUCUUAAUUUGCAGAAUGAUAAGGGUACUUUCGAACUAUUGAUUAAAUGUUAUCCUCAUUCAAAAAUGGGUACCCAUCUACAUAAUAUGAAAGUAGGCGAUACUAUUGAAGCACAAGGACCUUGGAAGACGAUGGAUAUCAAACCUUCCCAGUACGAACAUAUUGGCAUGUUGGCAGGUGGUACUGGUAUUACCCCUUUGUAUCAAAUUGCGCGCAAUUUUCUUGCCGAUUCAAGUAACACGACAAAGUUUUCAUUGGUAUCCUGCAAUAAAACAAGGGAUGAUAUUUUAUUAAAGAAUCGUCUUGAUUUAUUGUCACAGAAGAACCACGACAAAUUUACUCUUUUUUAUAUGCUUACAGAGGCUCCCAUUCUGUGGUUUGGCUAUAAGGGACAUAUUACAAAGUCUGUCAUUGGGGAAACUAUGCCAAGUCCCAAAUCCAGAGGAAAGGCGAUGGUUCUAGUAAGUGGUCCACCGGGUUUCAUGAAAGCAGUCUGUGGUGAAAAGUCAGGACGUUCCCAAGGACCUCUUGGAGGUUACCUGAAAGAAAUGGGUUAUUCAGAAGACAUGGUCUUCAAGUUCUGA